CUGUCUCCUUUUCUCGCCCUUUGCGACGUCAGUGGGAAUUUCCAGCUAGGAAGUGAGAGGGAGGAGGCGAGGCGAGGCGAGGCGAGGCUGCAGGGGCGGGCUCGGCAGGGCACCGCAGUCCGCCCGCUGGCUGCUGACACCGACGGCGCGCCCGCCGUACCUUUUGUUUUCCUUUUUUUGCCGUGGCUUCCCAGGAAGGCGCCGCGAGCCAGUGGGAGCCUCGUGAGCGCCUCCACCGCUCCUCCUCUUUCGGAGCCGCUGCGCGGCGAUGGCACGCCUCUGAUCUGGCAUCUCUGGGCGCGCUCCGGGCUUUGGCUGUCCCCUCGCGGCGACCUUGGUAGGGGUCUUUUCCACCCAACCGUGCGCCAAGGCGAGGGGAGAAGGGGGCGAGGACCAACGCGGCGCCCGGCCUCGAGCUGUGAGAAAUGGCAAAUGAGAAUGCAUACGUCUUGGGAGAGCAUCAGAUGUUUGGAAUGGACCAGUACAUGGGGAUGAUCAAUAAUAAUGUGCUGAUCAAUAAUGAUGGAAUGAUUACAUCUGAUCUACCAAUUCGUACAGCUGAUGGGCCAUACCUUCAAAUUGUUGAGCAACCUAAGCAGAGGGGAUUUCGUUUCCGAUAUGUUUGUGAAGGACCAUCACAUGGUGGACUUCCUGGAGCUUCAAGUGAAAAAAACAAAAAAUCAUAUCCUCAAGUUAAAAUCUUCAAUUAUGUUGGUCCCGCAAAAGUAAUUGUUCAGCUGGUCACAAAUGGAAAACAGCCCCAUCUGCAUGCUCACAGCUUGGUGGGGAAACACUGUGAAAAUGGAAUAUGCACAGUUAAUGCAGGACCAAAAGAUACUGUGGUAGGCUUUCCAAACUUGGGAAUAUUGCAUGUUACAAAGAAGCGAGUGUUUGACACACUAGAAGCACGCAUGAUGGAUUGCUGCAAAAAAGGCUACAAUCCGGGACUUCUUGUGCACCCUGAACUGAGCUACAUACAAGUGGAAGGUGGAGGGGAUAGACAGCUCACAGAGCGAGAAAGAGAACUCAUUCGCCAGGCAGCACUUCAGCAGACAAAAGAGAUGGACCUCAGUGUGGUGCGGCUGAUGUUCACGGCUUUCCUUCCUGAUAGCACCGGCAGCUUUACAAGAACCCUUCAUCCUGUCUUAUCUGAUCCUAUAUUUGACAGCAAAGCUCCCAAUGCUUCCAACCUAAAAAUUGUGCGAAUGGACCGGACAGCUGGCUGUGUGACAGGAGGAGAAGAGAUUUACCUUCUUUGUGACAAAGUUCAGAAAGAUGAUAUUCAGAUUCGUUUUUAUGAAGAAGAUGAAAAUGGUGGUGUCUGGGAAGGGUUUGGAGAUUUUUCCCCUACUGAUGUGCACAGGCAGUUUGCUAUAGUAUUCAAAACACCCAAGUACCGAGAUGUCAAUAUCAUAAAACCAGCAUCUGUUUUUGUCCAGCUACGGAGAAAAUCUGACCUGGAGACAAGUGAACCAAAGCCUUUUCUGUAUUAUCCUGAAAUCAAAGAUAAGGAAGAAGUGCAGAGAAAACGACAGAAGCUUAUGCCUAACUUUUCUGAUAGUUAUGGUGGAAGCGGAGCAGGUGCUGGAGGAGGUGGAAUGUAUGGAGGAGGAGGAGGAAAUGGUGGCGGUGCCGGAUCAGGUUAUGGAUACCCACCAUAUGGUUAUUCUGGUUAUGGAGGAAUGCACUUCCAUUCCAACUCAAACAAGACCGGUGCUGGAAUGAAACAUGGAAUCUCAAGCAACGAAUCUAAAAGGGAGGAUGGUGAAAGUUGCCUGAAGAGCAGUAAAAAGCACAGUGUGAAAUUCAAGGAAAAAGUAGAAGCUGAAGAAGGAAGCAAAAUCGGAAUUUGCACUGCUGCCAAUCCAGAGGACACGGAGAUUAGUAUACGAGAUAGUUUCUUUUUGGAGAAGGCUGUAGAACUUGCUAAGCGUCAUGCCAAUGCCCUCUUCGACUAUGCAGUAACGGGAGACGUGAAGAUGUUACUGGCUGUUCAGCGACACCUUACCACAGUCCAGGAUGAAAAUGGUGACAAUGUCCUUCACUUAGCAAUUAUUCAUCUUCACGUGGAGCUGCUGAGAAACCUCUUAGAAGUAAUAGCAGACCUGAAUGCUGACGACGUUCUCAACAUGAGAAAUGACCUGUACCAGAGUCCUCUACACUUGGCUGUCAUCACAAAACAGGCAGGAGGGGUAAAGGCCUUGCUGAAAGCUGGGUCAGAUGUGACUCUUUUGGAUCGGCAUGGGAAUUCAGUCUUGCAUCUGGCGACCAAACAAGGGGAUGAGAAGGUAUUGAAUGUUCUGCUUCAUCACAAAGAGGCAUCUCUGAUGAAAGACCUUCCUAAUGGUGAAGGUCUGAAUGCUGUCCACCUAGCUGUACUGGCUAAUAGCACGUCUUGCCUCAGACGCCUCAUUGCUGCUGGAGUUGAUGUCAACGCCCAGGAACAAAAAUCUGGGAGAACUGCCUUGCACCUGGCUGUCGAACAAGGAAAUAUCUCUUUGGCAGGCUGCCUUCUGCUUGAGGGUGAUGCCAAUGUUGACAGCGUUACGUACGAUGGGACCACUCCACUUCACAUAGCUGCUGGAAGGGGUUCUACAAAACUAACAGCGCUUCUCAAAGCUGCAGGUGCAAAUCCCUACAUUGAGAACUUUGAGCCACUGUUUGAACUGGAAGACGGGAAUGAUAAAGACAGUGACGAUGAAGAGGCUACCCCACGAGCAACACCUUUAGACAUGGCAACGAGCUGGGAGGUGUAUGAUAUCUUGAAUGGCAAACCCUGUAAGUCAAAGGUGGCUUCUGAUGACCUUUUGACACAAGGGAAUAUGAAAGAACUGAGCGAGGAUGUUAAAUUACAGCUUUACAAGUUGCUCGAAGUACCUGAUCUGAACAAAAACUGGUCCAUGUUGGCUCAAAAAUUGGGCCUGGGGAUACUAAACAAUGCUUUCCGAUUGAGUCCUUCUCCAUCAAAAACUCUUCUGGACAAUUAUGAGGUUUCUGGAGGUACAAUAGGAGAGCUGGUUGAUGCCUUGAGAGACAUGGACUAUCCAGAAGCUGCUGAAAUUAUCCAGAAGGCAUUGUCCGUCUCAUCUAGUCAGCCCCGCCAAGAGGAGACGAAAGGUGAAAUCUGCAGUCCCAAAUUCCAAGACACUGAAAGCAUUUGUGACAGUGGUGUAGAGAUCUCCCUCCGCAAACUCAGCUUUACAUUUUCUGAGUCUUUCACCAGCGAGUCACCAGUGACACUUACAAAACUGGACCCAGGAUACAGACAGGACAACUUACUACAGGGCAAAAUUGAAGCCACUUAAUGACCUGAACUGCCCAAGUAAAGCUCUCUGCAGAGAAAAGAGAAGCAGUGUCUUUAUCUUUUAAAAAUCCAAAAUGCACUAGGACAGUGGUUCUCAGCCUUUUUCACUGAUGUAUCCCUUGGCAACCCAUUUCCCUAAAAUUGUACUCCCAUAUUCCCCAUUAUGUAAUUUUCUUGCGAACCUCCAAAAUGCUGUGGCACAUACCCAUAGGUUAGGAACCACUGCACUAGAAGAAAAAGCAGGAUUUUUCAACAAAAAGCGGUUGGCUUCUUAUGAAGUGAGAAGAUCUGGAUUAGCAUUUGAGAGUAUUUUCUUGUUUCCGAAGAUCUUCAUUAGUAAUAUAAAUUUAAACUGCCUUCUUGCUGUUCAGUGAAAGUUACAUAAAAGACAUUGACAUUGGUCCAAAGCUGUGAAGCACAAAUUAAUCACAGAAAGUGAUCAAGUUAGAUACGCUGGGAAGUAAAAUGUAUAUUUUAGUAAAACGUAUUUAAAUUUUCAUUCGUUGCUCAUAAAGUGAUUCAAGCACAAGCUUUUUUAUCAUACUGUUUUAGAAUCUCUAUUUUGUAAAUAUGUUGGGGGUUCGAGUAAAUACUGUUAAGAAAAAUUGCUUUUUAAAAGCUUCGUUUUUUUAUUUUACUUUUAUAAUAAAAAAGCAAAACAGAA
This is a messenger RNA of Sphaerodactylus townsendi, 3968 nucleotides long. It is a transcript of the gene NFKB1, whose product is annotated as nuclear factor kappa B subunit 1. Gene Ontology annotation, biological process: regulation of transcription by RNA polymerase II; response to cytokine; non-canonical NF-kappaB signal transduction. Gene Ontology annotation, molecular function: protein binding; DNA-binding transcription factor activity, RNA polymerase II-specific; RNA polymerase II cis-regulatory region sequence-specific DNA binding. NCBI's taxonomy places the organism in Eukaryota, Metazoa, Chordata, Lepidosauria, Squamata, Sphaerodactylidae. Gene Ontology annotation, cellular component: cytoplasm. The record is from RefSeq and is a predicted model, not a curated record. The transcript is spliced from 24 exons. Bases 426 to 3305 code for a protein of 959 amino acids.